This is a messenger RNA of Pieris macdunnoughi, 492 nucleotides long. The record is from the annotation of a GenBank genome assembly. NCBI's taxonomy places the organism in Eukaryota, Metazoa, Arthropoda, Insecta, Lepidoptera, Pieridae.
AUGGCUCUCUGGACACCUUACACGGAAGAAGCCCUCGACUUGACCAAACAGAACAUAGAAAAAUCUCCAGAUUACCCUCACUUGGAUCAUUACUACUACGAGUCGUACGGUUCACCACAAACUGUACCUACCUCACAGAUAUCUCCAGACUCGAUCAAAAGUUGGAAUCAGGAAGAUGAAACUCUCUCUGACGACAUGGAAUAUCAAGCCUUCGAACGUGACGCGCUGCAAGCUAUGGCAGAGAGGAAUGGUGGAAGUCUCCUGGGAAAUAAUCCAAGAAUGAAGAGAGUCGUACAAAGCACCCAAGCAUCUGAUGACAUGUACAGAAAGCAAAGACAACGAAACAACUAUGCGGCGAAACAAAGCAGAGACAGACGGAAGCUAAGGGAGGUUCGGUUGGCGUUUCAAGUGACGUUUUUGAAAAAGAAAUUGGCUGAAAUGAGAUCGCAACUCGACAGUAGAGUAUGUGCCAGCUGUCUUCAGAGGCGUUAA